AUUAGAACGCACGAUACAUUUUAUAUGUACUAAAGGUGUAUAUAGUUCAUUUAUAGAUUUUCACGAUUGUUUUGAGCUGCGUAUUGUCGUUACGUUUCGUUAUCGCUACUUCAGUCUGUAUCUCUCUGUGAUUUAUCUUCCUUAUCCGUUUUCCUUCGUUUCUAUUUCCUUCAGGCAUUUCAAAUUCUAGCACCACCGUCAUCUAUUUUUUUGUCGAGUCAUCAUCCUGUUUACGUUAAUGUCCGGCGCUUCACCGCUCAACACCGCUGCCUGUGGUGCCGAUUUCCCGUCGUGGAAAGUGUUGCCGUCGACAAACAUAAGAAUCCACAAUCAGCUAACCCGCCGAUAGAGCUUCUGUGCCCGGCCGUUAUCGAAGGCGCUUCUGUUGCUUAAUCAUUCACUGAUGGCUGGGUUGCGCUAUAUUCCAGCCGCUGGGCUCUGAGCCGCCGACAAACUCAGGCGCCGCCUUGUUGCUUAGUCGCCUCUGCACCGCCCCUGGAACGCUGGUGGUGGGCCUGUCAAACACAGGCCAAUCUUGUUAGCUAUAUAGUGUGUGUGACGUGUGUCCGUAGUAGACGCUACUGAAAAGCCGGAAAGUUGACGACGUUUUAUUGGUGGAUGCUUAGAUCGGAAAUUCGCUCUAAGCAAAGUGUCGACUUGAACGAGCUACCGCAGACAGAGCUAUCAUGGCGACUUUGAAACCAUAUCUGAACGCAGUUCGACAGACGCUUAACGCGGCGAUGUGCGUUGAAAAUUUCAACUCACAGGUGGUCGAACGACAUAACAAACCGGAAGUGGAGGUUCGAGGUAACAAGGAACUCCUAUUGCGGCCUGUCACUGUUUCACGUAACGAUAAGGAACGUGUUCUCAUCGAACCGAGCAUUAAUUCGAUACGGGUGUCAAUCGCGGUGAAGCAGGCCGACGAAAUCGAGAAAAUUCUUUGCCACAAAUUUAUGCGAUUCAUGAUGAUGAGAGCGGAAAGUUUCAUCAUUCUUCGACGAAAGCCUAUUGAGGGUUACGACAUCUCCUUCCUCAUCACUAAUUUUCAUACGGAAGUGAUGUUCAAAAAUAAGUUGGUGGACUUUGUGAUCCAUUUUAUGGAGGAGAUCGACAAAGAGAUUUCAGAAAUGAAGUUAGCAUUAAACGCACGAGCUCGAAUAUCCGCUGAGGAGUUCCUCAAAAGGUUUUGAUCACAGCAGAUAAUCAAUAGGCCCAAUUAAAAAUAGGAUGAACCUCCUAAAAAAAGGCGGACGAUAAAACAAGGAAGCCUGAACAGUGAGCGCAAUGCGAAGUAUAGGAUGGGAGAAGCAGGUUAAGCUUCUGUCGGCCUCCAACACUAAUUUAAGCACAAGCAAAACGAACUGGGACGUAAUGUGGUAGCAUUUGCUGAUUGGUCUAAUGUAUGACACACAUACAUCUAUAUACACAUAAAACAUUUUAUAUAGCCAUUAUUCAGGAUAGUAUAUUUAUGAAACUAAUUAUCAUUAGUUAUUACUAUAAUAACGAUUAUUACACACAUUGUACAUGAAGAAUAACUGUGACAAAAUGUGCGAACUGAAGAUGGGUAGAGAACGCUACCAAUAGUGAUUACGAUGGAAUACGAGUAAUGAGAACGCCAAGAUAAUGAUCAUGGCGAAACAAAAAAAAAAUACAAAGAGUUGAAACGAUGCCUGCUUUACAAUGUAAGAAUGUGUAAGGAAAAAAUACAUUUCUGGUUGUUUGUAAUUUCUUCUUGAAAUAAAGUAGGUUGGUCUUCAUUUCUAUGUAUUAUCCGUAAGUGAUACUUAGAUAGACAAAGGGCAAGGAAGUACUACUAGAUCAAAAUGCAAGACCUCGUAGUCUGCAGUAGAUCGCUAAAAAGAGCUUUCUCCUUAUUGGAAUUUAUUUAAUGAGUUAACUAGAUAUAGUUAUAGAUGUACCUUGUUGCCUAAUAACUAACCUCCAUUUACGAUGUCAUAUUAUAGAUGUAUAACAAGUGUGAUAUAAAGAUAUUUUAUUCAGCUGGCUGAAUCUGGUAAGGUUUCGAAGUUGUCAUUUGAUCAAUUCACUUGGCACUCACGUUAUCGGGCCCACGUAGUCAAGGCUCAUAACGGUGUAAAACAAUACAAAGGCACAUACAGCAUACACCAUGCCAUUUAAAAAUAGCACACGACCUCUAAUCGUGCAACCAAAGACAAAACAGAUCGUUUUGUAUAAAACAUACAUUUAUUAUGAAAUCGUCAAAAUGCAUUUUGUCGACCGUUUUUGUGACCAAAUGAAUAAACUAUGCCUGCUUUCCCGGUUGAAAACGACAACCAUUUGUUGUUAAUAAAUUAAAUAUUUCUCUUUUUCUAUUAACAUCUGUUAUCGUGUUAUUCGCUCACGGUUAUAAUAACAUACAACAAUUAAUAUAAAGUGUCAUUAAUUUUGUGUCACUGUGUUAAUUUUCCUUCUAACAUUUUCCUGUAACUGCUUAAACGGUUCUUUUCGGCUGGGCUUCGGCUUUUCUUUUCUUGAAUACUAUACGACUGUAACAUACAGUAUUCGUGCCAUCUUAACAUAAAAAAAUACUCAUUGCCACAGCAUGAUUAGGUAAGGCACGUUCCUAUACAGAUGUCUACAUACACAACGUGCAUAGCGAAUCUACAAACACUUAUAUAAAUACACGGUCACAGAAUUUUAUGCCAUAAAACGUACGCACUUCCAUAUCGAUGUUUCUAUCCGCAACACACACGCAAUGAAAGGAUUAGGUAAAAAUAAUUAAUCUGUGUCACAUCUCGUUUGAAAGGAUGGAUGUAUUCUUUCACAGGAAGAAAAAUAUUUCACUGCAUUAACAACAAUAUCGUAACACUUGGCAAAAGGGUUCAUAUCUUUUAGCCAAACUUUUCAAUAAAGACUGCAAUUGCAUCUUUAAAAGUAUAACACCAACAAUUGCGUCAGCUAGUAAUAACAUUCUUAAGGCUGAGCAGGUCUUUAUUCCUACACUCUUAAUUAACAGGACGAGGCACAAAACCUCAAAUAAAUAUUUAAACUUUUCAGAAGAAAGAUUCAAAUUCGAAAAAAGUAACCGUGUGUUUGCAAAAUGCAUAGCAAGAAUCAGUAUCUUGAGCUGGUUCCAAUGAUCGAAUUUAAGAGUACACUGAAUAAUUUCCACAAUAAAUGUGCUAUUGAACUCAUGACUGUACUCAUGGCUUUCAGCCAAAAGAGUCUUCCUGUUUCUCCAUUUCGUUUGCAGAGCUUUUCUCGAGCGUAUGUUUCACAACUAACUGUACAAUACAAACACAUCUUGUUUCAACAGAUUAUAUAUAUAUAUAUAUAACCGUCUUCAAAAAAAA
Varroa destructor (honeybee mite) is the source of this 3314-nucleotide messenger RNA. It is a transcript of the gene Arpc4, whose product is annotated as Actin-related protein 2/3 complex, subunit 4. Gene Ontology annotation, cellular component: actin cytoskeleton; Arp2/3 protein complex. Gene Ontology annotation, molecular function: actin filament binding. Gene Ontology annotation, biological process: Arp2/3 complex-mediated actin nucleation; actin filament polymerization. The record is from RefSeq and is a predicted model, not a curated record. NCBI's taxonomy places the organism in Eukaryota, Metazoa, Arthropoda, Arachnida, Mesostigmata, Varroidae.